Messenger RNA from Schistocerca nitens (vagrant locust), 3882 nucleotides. Its product is annotated as trichohyalin-like. Bases 1 to 3882 code for a protein of 1293 amino acids. NCBI's taxonomy places the organism in Eukaryota, Metazoa, Arthropoda, Insecta, Orthoptera, Acrididae. The transcript has 4 exons. The record is from RefSeq and is a predicted model, not a curated record.
AUGCGCAGAAACGGCUGCGCAGAAACGGCUGCGCAGAAACGGCUGCGCAGAAACGGCUGCGCAGAAACAGCUGCGCAGAAACAGCUGCGCAGAAACAGCUGCGCAGAAACAGCUGCGCAGAUACAGCUGCGCAGAUACAGCUGCGCAGAAACAGCUGCGCAGAAACAGCUGCGCAGAUACAGCUGCGCAGAAACAGCUGCGCAGAAACAGCUGCGCAGAAACAGCUGCGCAGAAACAGCUGCGCAGGAACAGCUGCGCAGAAACAUCUGCGCAGAAACAGCUGCGCAGAAACAGCUGCGCAGGAACAGCUGCGCAGAAACAGCUGCGCAGGAACAGCUGCGCAGAAACAGCUGCGCAGAAACAGCUGCGCAGGAACAGAUGCACAGGAACAGAUGCGCAGGAACAGCUGCGCAGAAACAGCUGCGCAGGAACAGCUGCGCAGGAACAGCUGCGCAGAAACAGCUGCGCAGAAACAGCUGCGCAGAAACAGCUGCGCAGAAACAGCUGCGCAGAAACAGCGGCGCAGAAACAGCGGCGCAGAAACACUCUAUAGCCUCCGGUUACAGGAGCAAGCGGCUGCGCAGAAGCGGCUGCGCAGAAGCGGCUGCGCAGAAGCGGCUGCGCAGAAACAGCUGCGCAGGAACGGCUGCGCAGGAACGGCUGCGCAGGAAUGGCUGCGCAGGAACGGCUGCGCAGGAACGGCUGCGCAGGAACGGCUGCGCAGAAACGGCUGCGCAGAAGCGGCUGCGCAGAGGCGGCUGCGGAGAGGCGGCUGCGCAGAGGCGGCUGCGCAGAGGCGGCUGCGCAGAGGCGGCUGCGCAGAAGCGGCUGCGCAGAAGCGGCUGCGCGGAAGCGGCUGCGCGGAAGCGGCUGCGCGGAAGCGGCUGCGAGGAAGCGGCUGCGCGGAAGCGGCUGCGCGGAAGCGGCUGCGCGGAAGCGGCUGCGCGGAAGCGGCUGCGCGGAAGCGGCUGCGCGGAAACGGCUGCGCGGAAGCGGCUGCGCGGAAGCGGCUGCGCGGAAGCGGCUGCGCGGAAGCGGCUGCGCAGAAGCGGCUGCGCAGACGCGGCUGCGCAGAAGCGGCUGCGCAGAAACGGCUGCGCAGAAACGGCUGCGCAGAAACGGCUGCGCAGAAACGGCUGCGCAGAAACGGCUGCGCAGAAACAGCUGCGCAGAAACAGCUGCGCAGAAGCAGCUGCGCAGAAGCAGCUGCGCAGAAGCAGCUGCGCAGAAGCAGCUGCGCAGAAGCAGCUGCGCAGAAACAGCUGCGCAGAUACAGCUGCGCAGAUACAGCUGCGCAGAAACAGCUGCGCAGAAACAGCUGCGCAGAUACAGCUGCGCAGGAACAGCUGCGCAGGAACAGCUGCGCAGGAACAGCUGUGCAGGAACAGCUGCGCAGAAACAGCUGCGCAGGAACAGCUGCGCAGGAACAGCUGCGCAGAAACAGCUGGGCAGGAACAGCUGCGCAGAAACAGCUGCGCAGGAACAGCUGCGCAGAAACAGCUGCGCAGAAACAGCUGCGCAGAAACAGCUGCGCAGGAACAGCUGCGCAGGAACAGCUGCGCAGGAACAGCUGCGCAGAAACAGCUGCGCAGAAACAGCUGCGCAGAAACAGCUGCGCAGAAACAGCUGCGCAGAAACAGCUGCGCAGAGACAGCUGCGCAGAAACAGCUGCGCAGAGACAGCUGCGCAGAAACAGCUGCGCAGAAACAGCUGCGCAGAAACAGCUGCGCAGAAACAGCUGCGCAGAAACAGCUGCGCAGAAACAGCUGCGCAGAAACAGCUGCGCAGAAACAGCUGCGCAGAAACAGCGGCGCAGAAACAGCGGCGCAGAAACACUCUAUAGACUCCGGUUACAGGAGCGUACCUCCAUGUUCAAUGUUUUUUGGGCAGUUGAACAUUGAAGUCUCAUCAGAAAAUCAGAAACAGCUGCGCGGAGACGGCUGCGCAGAAGCGGCUGCGCAGAAGCGGCUGCGCAGAAGCGGCUGCGCGGAAACGGCUGCGCGGAAACGGCUGCGCGGAAACGGCUGCGCGGAAACAGCUGCGCGGGAACAGGUGCGCGGGAACAGCUGCCCGGGAACAGCUGCGCAGGAACAGCUGCACAGGAACAGAUGCGCAGGAACAGGUGCGCAAAAACAGGUGCGCAGGAACAGGUGCGCAGGAACAGCUGCGCAGGAACAGCUGCGCAGAAACAGCUGCGCAGAAACAGCUGCGCAGAAACAGCCGCGCAGAAACAGCCUCGCAGAAACAGCCGCGCAGAAACAGCCGCGCAGGAACAGCCGCGCAGGAACAGCUGCGCAGGAACAGCUGCGCAGAAACAGCUGCGCAGGAACAGCUGCGCAGGAACAGCUGCGCAGAAACAGCUGCGCAGAAACAGCUGCACAGGAACAGCUGCGCAGGAACAGCUGCGCAGAAACAGCUGCGCAGAAACAGCUGCGCAGGAACAGCUGCGCAGGAACAGCUGCGCAGAAACAGCUGCGCAGAAAAAGCUGCGCAGAAACAGCUGCGCAGAAACAGCUGCGCAGAAACAGCUGCGCAGAAACAGCUGCGCAGGAACAGCUGCGCAGAAACAGCUGCGCAGAAACAGCUGCGCAGGAACAGCUGCGCAGGAACAGCUGCGCAGGAACAGCUGCGCAGAAACAGCUGCGCAGGAACAGCUGCGCAGGAACAGCUGCGCAGAAACAGCUGCGCAGAAACAGCUGCGCAGAAACAGCUGCGCAGAAACAGCUGCGCAGAAACAGCUGCGCAGAAACAGCUGCGCAGAAACAGCGGCGCAGAAACAGCGGCGCAGAAACAGCGGCGCAGAAACACUCUAUAGCCUCCGGUUACAGGAGCCGGCUGCGCAGAAGCGGCUGCGCUGAAGCGGCUGCGCAGAAGCGGCUGCGCAGAAGCGGCUGCGCAGAAGCGGCUGCGCAGAAGCGGCUGCGCAGAAGCGGCUGCGCAGAAGCGGCUGCGCAGAAACGGCUGCGCAGAAACGGCUGCGCAGAAACGGCUGCGCAGAAACGGCUGCGCAGAAACGGCUGCGCAGAAACGGCUGCGCAGAAGCGGCUGCUCAGAAGCGGCUGCUCAGAAGCAGCUGCGCAGAAGCAGCUGCGCAGAAGCGGCUGCGCAGAAACGGCUGCGCAGAAACGGCUGCGCAGAAACGGCUGCGCAGAAACGGCUGCGCAGAAACGGCUGCGCAGAAACGGCUGCGCAGAAACGGCUGCGCAGAUACGGCUGCGCAGAAACGGCUGCGCAGAUACGGCUGCGCAGAAACGGCUGCGCAGAAACGGCUGCGCAGAAACGGCUGCGCAGAAACGGCUGCGCAGGAACGGCUGCGCAGGAACGGCUGCGCAGAAACGGCUGCGCAGAAACGGCUGCGCAGAAACGGCUGCGCAGAAACGGCUGCGCAGAAACGGCUGCGCAGAAACGGCAGCGCAGAAACGGCUGCGCAGAAACGGCUGCGCAGAAGCGGCUGCGCAGAAGCAGCUGCGCAGAAGCAGCUGCGCAGAAGCAGCUGCGCAGAAGCAGCUGCGCAGAAGCAGCUGCGCAGAAACAGCUGCGCAGAAACAGCUGCGCAGAUACAGCUGCGCAGAUAAAGCUGCGCAGAAACAGCUGCGCAGAAACAGCUGCGCAGAAACAGCUGCGCUGAUACGGCUGCGCAGAAACGGCUGCGCAGAAGCGGCUGCGCAGAAGCGGCUGCGCAGAAGCGGCUGCGCAGAAGCGGCUGCGCAGAAGCGGCUGCGCAGAAGCGGCUGCGCAGAAGCGGCUGCGCAGAAGCGGCUGCGGAGAAGCGGCUGCGCAGAAGCGGCUGCGCAGAUACGGCUGCGCAGAUACGGCUGCGCAGAAACGGCUGCGCAGAAACGGCUGCGCAGAAACGGCUGCGCAGAAACGGCUGCGCAGUAA